Messenger RNA from Trypanosoma rangeli, 2136 nucleotides. Its product is annotated as putative CLC-type chloride channel. Gene Ontology annotation, cellular component: membrane; early endosome; Golgi apparatus. NCBI's taxonomy places the organism in Eukaryota, Euglenozoa, Kinetoplastea, Trypanosomatida, Trypanosomatidae. The coding region runs from base 1 to 2136 and encodes 711 amino acids. The transcript has a single exon. Gene Ontology annotation, biological process: transmembrane transport; chloride transport. The record is from RefSeq and is a predicted model, not a curated record. Gene Ontology annotation, molecular function: voltage-gated chloride channel activity.
AUGCCGCAGCAGCGACAGCAAACGCCGCCAGACGAGUUUACUGGCAUUGUCAAGGCACCGAGAGAGUCGGAUUGGGCGACAAUCGAUUGGAUCAGUUCACAGCACGAGGCGAGCGAGCGGCGCACAGCACUGUACCACAGAUCUCACGGGGACUCCAUCUCGGCCCGUACAAGGAGUGCACUCACACAUAAUGAGAGCUUUCUUGCCGCUUUUCUGACGGGUCUUGUCUUGGGUCUACUCGGCGUUUUUUGUGAUGCCUGUUCGCACUGGGUGUCGGCGUUCCGUGUGGGCAUUUGUGCCAGUUUUUUUUGGCUUGGGCGUAGCCUCUGCUGCGUGGAGCAGCAUGUUUGCGCUGGCUACUACACAUGGGGUGAGUUCUUACUUGGUCGUGGUGAUCGCGUGGCGGCGUUUGCCGAUUUUUGUUUUUACGUCCUUCUUUCCACCUUUGCCGCGAUGAUAGCGUCCUUCGUGUGUAAGGUGUACGCUCCGUACGCGGCUGGUGGUGGCAUCAAUGAGGUGAAGACGAUUGUGUCUGGCCACCACGUUCGCCGCUACCUGGGUGGCUGGACGCUCAUCACGAAGGCCAUCGGGAUGAGCUUCUCCACCGGUUCUGGCCUUGUGGUUGGGAAGGAGGGACCAUUUGUGCACAUUGGCGCCUGCGCGGGGGAGCUGAUUGCCCAUCUCUUUCCAAGCUACCGGCUGGACGCAAAGAAGCGUGAGUUGAUUACCGCGGGUGCGGCGGGCGGUGUUGCAGUGGCCUUUGGAGCCCCUGUGGGCGGCGUCAUCUUCGCCCUGGAGGAGAUAUCUAGCUUCUACAACUUCAAGGCGAUAAUGGCGGCCCUUAUCUGCGGCGUGACGGCGGUGCUGCUGCAGUCCCGCAUUGACCUUUGGCACACCGGGCGUAUUGUGCAGUUUAGCGUCAACUACAAGCACAACUGGAACUUCUUUCAGCUGCCGCUCUUCGCCCUCCUGGGGGUUGUAGGCGGGUUUCUCGGGUCGCUCUUCAACACGGUAAACAUUCGCAUCAUCCGCUGGCGCAAAAAGCACCUCAAAAUGUGGCGGGUGACAGAGGUUGCCGCUGUGGCCGCCAUCACAGCCGUCUUCAACUUUUUCACCCCGUACAGUUCAGGCAGCCUCUUGGAGUUGCUUGGGGACGCCUUUCAGGACUGCACCCCACACAGCACGAUUGAGCUCUGUCAAGACGACGAUGUGCGGACCUUUAUCUAUCUACUCAUCACGGCAACGGUAAAGCUGGUGCUCUGCAUGUACACGAUAGGCACGUUCCUUCCCUCGGGUAUCCUCGUUCCAUCCCUCGCCAUUGGUGCCCUGUACGGACGCGCGUUCGGCAUCCUGUGUCGGUCCCUGCAAGAGUCGUACGCCAGCUCCUACAUUUUUGCUGAGUGCUACAAUCAGGACCUCUGCGUUAUACCAGGGAUGUACGCUAUUGUUGGCGCCGCCGCCAUGCUGACGGGUGUCACACGGAUGACGAUAUGUCUUGCAAUCAUCAUGUUUGAGCUGACAGGGUCGCUGAACUAUCUUGUGCCAGUGAUUAUUGGUAUUCUCUGCGCCAAGGCGGCCGCGGAGGCGGUGGGGGUGGAGGGCACGUAUGAGAUUGGCAUUGCGGAGAGCAACCUGCCCUUCCUCGACCCAAAGAAGGAGUGCCACGUCGACGCCGUCGCGGAGGAAGUCUACGCACACCGCAAGUUUACCGUCCUCACCGCCUAUGGCUUCACCGUGGGGCAACUAAACCAGCUGCUGCAUGAAAUGGGGGUGUCCGGCUUCCCUGUAGUGAACUCGCUUAGUGACAUGACGCUCAUGGGCUACGCGGCCACCAAAAAGAUUGUGCGUGCGAUUCAGGUGGCCGCCGCAAAGGACAGCCGGGUGGACCUUGACACCUUCGUCCGCUUCACCGCGACGCCGUCGCCAAAUUUGCCGGAGGGUCACCUCGAAAUAGACAUCACCGCUGUCGUGGAGAGUCCCAUGCUGCAGGUGGAGCCGGAGUGUCCGGUCUCGCGCAUGCUGUACCUUUUCAAGUCGCUGGGGGUGCGCCAUAUCAUGGUGUGCCGCCGGGCGAAGUUCGUCGGGUACAUCAGCAAGAAGGACUUUGUGAAGUUUUUGCGCAGCACCGAGCGGUAG